AUGGUGGUGAUGAAGAUGAAGUUCCCCUUUCAGAAAAGGGUGAAGCUCGCCCAGGGCCUGUGGAUGCUCUCCUGGAGCGCCACAGUAGCCGGAGCACUGACCUUCAGCCUGGGCUGCAUCCUCAAGACAGAGCUGCACAGGAGAGCAGAGGUGAUGGAUAACUCAGACAUUCAUGUGGUGCCCAACACUCUCAUGAUCGUUGGUCUGGCCUCUUUGGGAAUCAACUACUUUGCUUCAAAGAUCUGUCAGGAUGCUCUGGAUGCCGGGCGAUUUCCUCGCUGGAAAAACUUCCUGAAGCCAUAUUUUGCCGUCUCAUCUUUCUUCACUGUGCUCAUGCUGCUGGCUGUCAUCAUGAGCUAUGCCAUGACAGGCAGUCUGGAAUCUUCUCUGAAGGGCGGCCUGAGGAAUGGCAUCCGUUUCUACAAGGAUACAGACACACCCGGACGCUGCUUCCAGAAACAAAACAUCGACCACCUGCAGAUGGACUUUCAGUGCUGUGGAAACAACGACUUUAGGGACUGGUUUGAAGUCCAGUGGAUCAGUAAUAGAUACCUUGAUUUCAGCUCAAAGGAAGUGAAAGACCGCAUCAAAAGCAACGUGGAUGGUCGUUACUUGGUUGAUGGAGUCCCUUUUAGUUGCUGCAACCCCAGCUCUCCUCGGCCGUGCAUCCAGUAUCAGCUCACCAACAACUCUGCUCACUAUAACUAUGACUACCAAACCGAAGAGCUCAACAUCUACCUCCGAGGCUGCAGAGAAGCCCUGCUUAACUAUUACAUGGGCAUGAUGAACACUAUUGGGGCUGGAGUGCUGUCAGUGUUCCUCUUACAGGGCUCUGUGCUGGUCAGCCUGCGGUUCCUGCAGACAUCCAUGGAGGCUGUGGCAGGGAAGGAAAACACUGAGAUUGAGACAGAGGGGUAUCUACUGGAGAAAGGAGUGAAAGAAACCAUCAUGGAGUUUGUUGAUCCUUUAAUGAAGUUCCUCCUGCUCACAAACAAGGUGGAUGAGGGUGCUUCAACUAGCACUGAUGCUGCCCCACCUACAACCUAA
This is a messenger RNA of Cheilinus undulatus (humphead wrasse), 1047 nucleotides long. It is a transcript of the gene rom1a, whose product is annotated as retinal outer segment membrane protein 1a. Bases 1 to 1047 code for a protein of 348 amino acids. The transcript has 4 exons. Gene Ontology annotation, biological process: visual perception. The record is from RefSeq and is a predicted model, not a curated record. NCBI's taxonomy places the organism in Eukaryota, Metazoa, Chordata, Actinopteri, Labriformes, Labridae. Gene Ontology annotation, cellular component: membrane.